Molecule: messenger RNA, 2282 nt
Organism: Anastrepha obliqua
Lineage: Eukaryota; Metazoa; Arthropoda; Insecta; Diptera; Tephritidae
Exons: 5
Coding region: 215-2254 (679 amino acids)
Molecular function (GO): protein binding
Source: RefSeq, a predicted model, not a curated record
CUGUUUUUUAUGAAUAUAGAUCAAAAUAAAGGAAUAGUAACAGUUUAAAAGUAAUAAAGUGUGUAUGAAAGUAAAAUAGUUGAGAUCAAUGCUUGCCUUCACAGGAAAAUGGCGUUGUGUGGUUAACCAAUUUAAAAACGUAAUUUCAAAUAACUCGAAAACCAGAAGAUUCCUCAGCUAAAAGUGCAUAGGAGAGGUCUUGAAAUUUCCAACGAUGUAUCCAGAGGAUAUGCCCCCGAUAGAACUUACGAAAUUGCAUUUCUCGGAGAUUAAACAAGACAUAUGUGUGCAAUUUGGCGUAAUAUCCAGCGAAAAUCAUAUAGCCUUACAAUGUUCAAAUAACCAACUCAUUAUAUUGGAUAUUUUGGAUUCAUCUGCAGUGUUAACUGACUUGCCAUACAAUUUGUACUAUGUUGAAAUACCUCAAAACCAUGUCUUUGACUCGUUGAAGAAAGCUGAUUUGAAAAAAUCGUAUAAUAAUUGCAAUUCACUAGAGCAACAACGACUGACCUUGGAUUCGGCAUAUGUAUCUCAUUUUUCUUAUGAAUCUCCAAAAACAAGUGCUUUACAAUUUAAACGGGCUCCAUGCCAUUCACCGAAAGAGCACCCGAUUGCUGUUAUUGUAACUGUAAACGGAUUGUGCCGAAUACUAAGGAAAAUGGCAGCUCCAAGUCGUCAGUGGAGUGAAAUAUGUAAUGUAAAUGAAUACCUCUCAAACGAGACACUGUCAUUGGAAUUCAAAGCUAGUAAAAGUGCAAUCGAAUGCUGUAUCACUGCAGCCGCUUGGCAUAAAACAGAACCAUUGUUGUUUGUGUCCUUCGAUAACGGCUAUGUUGCAAUUAUUAUGUUCCAUAAUGCGUAUAUUGUAAAGUUGGGACAAUUUUUCAUAACCGAAACCAAACUCGAAAAAAUAUGUGAUAUAAUUUCGUUUGAACAUUAUGUGCUAGUUAGUUGUAAAGAUGGCAUUUUGCAACUAUUUUAUUUACAUAAAUCUACAAGUAAUUUGCCUUUACUAUCACCGAUGGACGCUCUAUGGAAGAAGAGAGAUAAUAUGGCUUGCAGCAAAGUUCUUGUAAACAAGUUAACCUCCAGUACAUAUCAGGUAGUUUUUAGUAAAGGUUCUCAUAUACUAGUAUACAUGUUGAAUGCAAAAGGCAAAGUUCUUUGCUCUAAAGAAUUGUCCUUCGGGGGAAUAAAAGUUACAGAUGUACAAAAUAUUUCUUCCUCCGAAUUUAUUGUAACUACCAUUACGAGUUCUGUGCAUUAUUUUAAAGUAAAUGUCGUGGAUGACUAUGCGUUAAGAAUAACUAAAAAAAGUAUUGAAGUCGACUUGGACACUUCGAAUCUUGGUAUUCUUGCACUCGUGCCUUCAUCGAAUUGCAGCCUUUUGACAUUUAUUUUAGUACGCAGCAGCGAAUAUUCACAACAAAGCAAGUACAUGCAUAGCAGCGUAUUUGUAAACAUUUCGAAAUUGGAAAGGAUUGACAUCCUAAAGCAACUAACAAAUCCCAAUUUGGGUGCCAUGAAUCCAAAUUAUGACCUUUUAAUUGCUUUAGGAAUGGACACAUUUAGCAAUAUGAACUACGACAAGUAUAGUUCUUUUUUCGAGGUAGUAAACACUAAACUACCUGACCUUUUGGACAAUGGAUUCUUGCUUCAACUCCAGAUAAAAUUUGUAUUUAUCUCAAACUUUUUGAGUUUUCAGAGGGUUAUGCAGAAAAAAAAUAAGGAGGCUACGAUAAUCACACACGAAUUCCUUUCAAUUGCUAUACAAAUUACGCACAUAAUAUGUCGACUCAAAUACUUAUUUUCAUUGGAACCAGAAAUUCUCAGUUCAUUUCAACAAGAGUCCAUAAAUCUAUUUAUGAAGAAAUAUAUUAUAUUAAUUCGUAAAUUCAAAAGAUUUUUGACAAACAAACAUAUUUUAGAGCGUACAGGAGAAAUGUAUUUAUCUUUUUUUACGAAAUCAUACAAUGCUUUUAAAACUUAUCGGGAAUCGUGUACUCGCUGGAAUGAAAGAUGUCUCUACUGCAAAGAACCCACGAAUGCCGACACCAUGAUGUGUGACAAUAAUCAUAAAGUGAAGCGCUGUUAUGUCUCAUAUACGCAGCUGCCCAUUAUUUCUUCCCGACACUGCCCGCGUUGCCAGUAUUAUAUAUUAGAAAACAAGUAUCUACUUCAACAACUGUUUCCCGCAAAUGAAGCCCUUAUAUGUACAUUUUGUCGCUUUCUUCUGAUAAAGGAUUGUAUUUGAGUAAAAUAAAAAUUUUUAACGCACAAAA